Annulohypoxylon truncatum is the source of this 7392-nucleotide messenger RNA. RefSeq names its product putative histidine kinase HHK1p. Gene Ontology annotation, biological process: protein autophosphorylation; phosphorelay signal transduction system. Lineage: Eukaryota; Fungi; Ascomycota; Sordariomycetes; Xylariales; Hypoxylaceae. Bases 178 to 7191 code for a protein of 2337 amino acids. The transcript has 2 exons. Gene Ontology annotation, molecular function: phosphorelay sensor kinase activity; histidine phosphotransfer kinase activity; ATP binding. The record is from RefSeq and is a predicted model, not a curated record.
CACGUCGUUGGCUUUACCUCGCAGAGCGAUGGGAGCAGCGAACGUUCCUCGACUUCUCCUCCCGCCUUCUCUAGCUUAAAUACCGACCUUUCCAAUGUCGAAGAGCAACAUAUCGUUGCGCGGGUAUCUUACCAUGUCCUUCGCGAGGAGAGAACAUUUCAUAUAGCAAAGAACCUGAUGGCCACGGCUGAUCCAGAUGGGAUACAUAAUGUAAAGCCGAUCGACCUCAUUCGCUUGAGUCCGCAACCGGGUGACCGUGCGGCCAUAAUCGUGUCGAUCUACGAGCAUCCAGGAGAGAACUAUCUCUUUAAAACCUUGGAUCUGGGGCCAGCAUUUUACUAUGCUAGGAAAGUCGAGGACCGGUUCGAAGCCUAUCGAAGGACCGACUUCACUCUGGAGCCUCCCAUCAGUCUAGUACAUUUUCUCGACUUCGCGAUUGGUGCUACGCAGUGUUUGGAGAUAUUACAUCAUGGCCACGGUAUGGUCCAUGGAGAAAUAAGAGCAGAUGCGUUUCACUUCAACAUCGAAACCAAUAAGGUAAAGCUAAUAUCUUUCGGCUCGGGAGUAAGGUCGUUCGAACACGGGCUCACUAGCACUGGAUGGUCGACGCUCUCUAAAGAGCUCGGAGCGAAGAACAAACUAGUUUAUAUUAGUCCAGAGCAGACCGGUCGCAUGCCAGCAGAGCCAGAUACGAGGACUGAUAUUUAUUCUUUAGGUGUCCUAUUUUGGAUGCUUCUAACUCAGCAGCCUGCGUUUACCGGGACCACGCCUUUAGAUAUCGUCCAGUGCGUGCUAAAUCGUCGCAUUCCUUUGGUGUCUAGUAUUCGGACGGAUGUGCCCGAAGUCCUUGGCCGCAUCAUACAGAAAUGCACAUCCAAGAAUAUCUCCGACCGAUAUCAUUCAGCUAGUGGUCUGCGUCAUGAUUUACAAACGGUCCAGAAAUUACUGGGAAAUGGAGAUUGGACGGCCCUGAAAGAAUGGCACAUAGCCUCGAAGGAUAUUUCAUCAUUCUUCAUGUUACCUACGGCUAUGGUUGGACGUCAGAAAGAGCACGGCGAGAUCGUGAAAGUCAUCGAAAGAGUCGCAAAGGGCCACGCUAUUGCGAGUAUUGGAGCAGCCAAUCGAUUUUCGGACAAUUCAGCCCUAUCAAGCGAGCUCAUCGAUACCGCUGAAGUUUCUAGCGAAGGUGCGAGUUCUGUGGAAGGGGGGCUUCGACGCAGCGGCUCCUUUUCACAAUCCUUCUCAGAUUCAAGGCCAGCGAGAAGCGUUCUCCCACCUUCGGUCAAUGGGACCGACACUCAAACCAUCUCUGGUGAAACGAUCUCCUCGAGCCAGUCAGGCCCCAAGUUAGCCAAAGCUUCGGAUAGACAUCAAUCGGUCUCACUUGAGCCUAAGACAGUCUUCGAUACCCUUAGUGAGCAAAGACAAACUUCUUCACGCCACAGCGGCACUGAGACCUCCAGCCUCUCAAGGCAAUUGGGGUCAGCGAAAUUUCGAAGACGGGGCUAUUGCGAGGUCGUUACUAUCGAGGGUGCGGGUGGGCUGGGAAAGAGUUUUCUUGUUCAACAAGUAUUGGCUGAUGCAAGGCGGAGAGGAUAUUGCGCUACGGCGAAGUUCGACACCGCCAGGAGAACCGCGUUUGGGCCACUGCUGAAAUUGGUAUCCUCUCUAUUCAAACAAGUAUGGGGUGAAAGCAAUACCGAUACUCCUCUCCACCGUUCUCUGAAAGAUUAUGUCCGUCCGAUAUGGCCGAUGCUUCACAAUUUACUAGGGCUCCCCGAGUUUCUCCUAGGUCCGCAAGACUCAACACCGGCCCCGUCUCCUUUGCCACAAGUAUCUAUGAACGGACGAACCAACAAAAUCCCUUCGAGUAGGCGUAACUCAUCCCCUGUGAGCUCACUUGGGAAGCCAGGGAGGCCAGGCCAUCAGAGUCCACGCGUAACAUCACAGAGCUCCCAAGAUUUUUUACGAACUGGCGGAUCUACAAAAACGAUCCGCUUAAUGAACACAUUCCUGGAUUUACUAAGAAUAUUCACAAGUCACCACUUCGUUUGUCUAUGCCUGGAUGAUCUCCAAUUUGCCGACGACGAGUCUCUAGAGUUGAUCACCCAAGUGAUUUCGGCUCGGCUGAAGAUGGUGUUAAUUAUAACCUACCGGCCUGAAGAAUUAUCUCCUGACAAGGUCCAAAAGAUACUCCAGCCCGCCGAGUCCGAUGAACGCCCCAAAUCUAGUGGCCCGAGAAUUACGAGAAUUGUUCUCUCGCCACUAACCGAAUAUGAGAUACUGCAGUAUGUUGCGUCGACGUUAUGUCGGCCCCUAGAAGACGUUGCUACUUUGGCCGUCGUGAUUCAGUCGAAGACCGCUGGCAAUCCUUUCUAUAUGAGAGAGAUGUUGAAUGCCUGCUACCGCAAAAGGUGUAUAUGGUAUGACUAUAAGGAAAACAGGUGGCGCUUCGACCUGGAUUGGCUGUUCGAACAGUUCCAAGGAGAGGAUAAUUAUGAUGUUUUGAAUAAUGACUUCAUCACACGCCGACUGAGCGAGCUUCCAGCGGCAUCGCGAGCUAUCUUGGCAUGGGCAGCCCUUUUGGGAAACUCCUUCUCAUUUGGCCUGAUAUGUCAGCUUCUAGCUGGCGAUUACGAACUUACUGACGAUGAAGAAGGCCAUGAGAUGAGCGGGAUACUCUACCGUACCAAGUAUUCCAAAGAAGAGGCAGUGGCAGGGCUACAAGCGGCAAUCAAUGCUUGCAUCAUAGUUCAAGGUGAAACUGAUGAUAGGUUUCGGUUUGCUCACGAUAGAUAUGUUCAAGCGGCGGCGUCCUUAAAAGAAUGUAACACCCCUCAAAUGCAUUUCGCUAUCGCACAAACCUUGUUAAGGCAUGGUCGACCCGAAGUCAAAUCGAGAGAUAACACCGCCUCGCAUAUCACCGAAGCAGUUCACAUAAUUAAGCGGCAGGUCCAUAUUCGACAACCAUACCGAAAGCAUCUGAUGGACUGUGCUCUGUGGUCUGUAGAGAAUGGCGCCAGACCGACCGCUGCGAAGUAUUACCACAGCGCUAUCUUGCUUCUACAACCAGACCCGUGGACGGAUGGGCUCGAAGAUGUCGACUACGAGGAAACCCUAAAACUUCAUUUGCGUACGGCGGAAUGCUAUAUUUACAUGGGAAAUAACGGAACGGCUCACGAUCUCGCGGAUACCAUUCUUAGCAGCGCCAAAAACGCCGAGGACAAAGCCCCCGCCUGGCUUCUCCUGGCCCGAGUUCAAUCUCAGAAUGGAAAUGCGGAGGCAGCGCUUGCUAUCCUAAAAGAAAGCCUGUCUCAGUUGAAAGUUGAAGUCGAUCCAGAGCCUAGCUUGGAGAAGUGCGAUGCGCUCUUCAUGGAGUUAGCGACCAAAAUCAAAAGUAUGGACAGGACGGAGAUCUUGGAUCCCCUUGGUGCUAUAGACAGUCACCAGGUUACCAUUGGGGCUAUUCUCAUAGAUGCCAUCAGUGCUGCUUGGUGGAGUGACAACUUGGAUUUCUACAACCUUUCACUUACACAUGUUGUCCUCGCCUUGAAACAAAAGCAUUUCCCUCAUUCCAGUACCGCCUUUCUCUACGUCGCCAUGAUCGCAUUAUCUCGGUUCAACAUGGUCGAAUUUGCCGCCGAACUCGGCAGCCAAUGUCUGGAGCUUCUCGAGCGGUCCCGAGAUUCUUUCUCUUCGGCUCGUGGUUAUAUGGUGUAUGCCAGCUUCGUCAGCCAUAUUCAAGUUCCUAUCAGCGUUUCUCUAAACCACGCCGAGCAAUCUGUCGAAUUCGCGUCCAACGCCGGUGACCGCAUAUCCGUUAUCCUCAGCUUUGGACUCUCGACUCAGAUGAGGUUUUUCGCGAGCGAGAAUGUUACAUAUCUAGAAUCGAUCUGCCAAUAUUGCUGUGAGGAAGUACCGGCUUGGCACCAAGAUACUAGGGGCGGGACUUUCUUGAUAGCGGUUAGACAGAUAUGUCGUGCGCUCCAAGGCAAGACGGGGGCAACGAAGGCAGAUACGGUGAUGACAGACGAUCAGCAUAACUCGAGUUCUUACAAGUCUUGGCUUAGCAUAAAAACGCGGAACGGUGGCAGGUCUAUUCUAAUCUACGAGACCAUGGAAAUUAUUGCAUUAUACUUGUACGGUUAUCACAGAGAAGCCUGCGAGAUGGGGCGAAGGUGUCUCGAUAAGUUGGAUUUAAUUUGGUCCGCCCGAAACAGUCGAGCCGUCAUAUUUUUCUAUGGCCUUUCCCUUGCGGGUCUGAUGCAGCGCAAACUUAACGACCCGAGAACAGCUACUGAAGACUUGCAGAACGAAGUCCAAGAUACAAUCAUCCGGCUCGAGUGCUUGAAUAAAAAGAUUAAAGAUUGGCAGGUCGUUUCAGACGCAAACUAUCUUGCUUGGUCAAAAUUAUUAGACGCUCAAAUCGCAGAGCUCCGCGAAGAUCAUGGCUCUGCUAUACGGCACUACGAAGCAGCAUUAGACCACGCCUCAGAGUACAGUCUUCUUUUCGAGGAAGCCCUCGGGAAUUCCUUAAUGGCUGGCUUCUUCGUCAGGCAGUCGGCAAGGCGAUCAGCAACGGCGGGCCUGAGAGAAUCAGUUGCCCUCUGGCGACAAUUAGGGGCGGCUGGAAUUGCACAGCGUAUUGAGGAAGAUCACGCAUUCCUUCUCCAUAGUCCUGCUCGCCAUUCGAGAACGGCCGAAGUUGCCGUACAGACCGAUUUUGCCGGAGAUUCCGCAUCAGUGACGUAUGCUGCCGCGGAUACUGAAGACGUCCCACAGUCAGUCCAACCUGUCAAUGAAGAAACGAAGGAAACCCGGAUGGCUGCUUGGCGCGGCUCAACACAACCCGAAGCUGGAGCUGGCUUGCCUGCUCUUGAUAUGAUCGACCUGCACGCCAUUCUAGUUUCGUCCCAAGUUAUUUCAUCCGUCUUACGAGUUGACGACCUGCUCAAGACGAUGUGUAACGUUAUCCUCCAAACCUGUGGUGGGUCCGCGACCCAAGCAGCGAUCAUUGUUCAGGACGAAGACGACGAGGAGGACAACUGGUGUAUCGCGGCUAGCGGGGAUCCAGAAAGGGGUGCCACAGCCAACCUUCCUGGACAACCGCUCAUCGGUUCAUCACUCGUUGCCGAGAACGUCGUUUUAUACUGCGCUCGAUUCCGCGAAGUUGUCUUCAUCCCUGAUCUUAUCAGCGACGAGCGAUUUGGGAAAGUUAGCCAUUCUUGGCUACAAAGCAAUUCGCUAAGCAAGGCCGUCAUUGCGAUACCCAUCUGCCAUGGUUCAAAGCCGCUGCUUGGAGUACUAUACCUGGAGGGCGAACCAGGUAGUUUCACUGAUAGGAAUGUCACUGUUCUGCAAUUGUUGGUGAAUCAGAUUGGCAUCAGUUAUUCCAACGCUCUCGCCAUGAAGGCAGUCGAGAAGGUGUCCUCAGAGAACGAGGCCAUGGUUCGGAUACAAAGACAAGCUGUCGCUAAAGCUCGAAAUGCUGAGGCCAAAGCCAAAGACGCCGAAGCUGAAGCUAAACGUAACGUUAAGAUUGCCGAAGAAGCAGCAAAAGCCAAGAGUAUCUUCCUCGCCAAUGUUUCCCACGAGCUACGAACGCCAUUGAACGGUGUUAUCGGUAAUUCUGAGCUUUUACGAGACAGUAAUCUCAAUAAGGAACAACUCGAGAUGGCAGAUUCCAUUCGAGUCUCGGCGGACCUCCUCCUUACGGUUAUCAACGACAUCCUUGAUUUCUCUAAAAUGGAAGCCGACAAGAUGAAGCUUUACAUUACUGCAUUCAACCCAGAAGAGAUGGUACGCGAGGUAGUCAGAGCUGCCUCGUACAGCAACCGAGAAAAGACGUCCAAGAAAAGCGUUGAAAUCAUUCAAAACAUCGACAUACCGCCAAUGCUCAUAUAUGGAGAUCCAAUCCGCUUACACCAAGUCCUUGGGAAUCUUAUUAGUAACAGUCUCAAGUUCACAGAACAUGGCUCUAUCACUAUUGGUACCAAGGUGGAUAUGAAUACCCCAGAACAAGCGAAACUUACCUUCUGGGUCGAAGAUACUGGUAUUGGUAUCCCACCCAAACAGCUGGCUAAACUCUUCAGGCCCUUCAGUCAAGCGGAUGCAAGCACUGCUCGCAAAUAUGGCGGUAGCGGGCUCGGCCUCAGCAUCUGCAAAUCGCUUAUUGAGAACAUGAUGAAAGGCGAGAUCAAGUUGGAGAGUACAGAGAAUAAGGGUACGAAAGCCUGGUUCACGGUCACAUUUAAAAAGACGACGCCCGAUGUAACAGCCGGAGAAGCCCAACCCGCUACUACACCUGCAGUGGUUGGAAGACGUAACAACUUUCCUCAGCCGACACACAAUCAGCAUCUGGUGCACCCGGUCAUGGACCUAGCCAAAAUUCCGAAAGAUCAAAUCCGCAUCUGCAUCGCAGAAGACAACCUCAUAAAUCAGAAGAUUGCUAUCAAGUUCGUGCACAAGCUUGGAUAUAACAAGGUUGAUGCUUAUGAGAAUGGACUUAAGGCGGUAGAAGGUCUACGGCAGAAGGCUAGGGAGGGUGUUCCUUACCACGUAGUCUUGAUGGAUGUUCAGAUGCCCAUCCUCGACGGGUACGAAGCCACAGCGCUUGUCCGCAAAGAUCCUAUCGAAGAGGUGAGAAAAGUCUUGGUCAUCGCCAUGACAGCUUCUGCGAUACAAGGCGACAGAGAAAGAUGCCUCGCAUCGGGAAUGAACGACUACCUUGCCAAACCGGUCAAGGCAGAUUUGCUCAAGAGGAAGUUAGAUACCUACACUACGGGGAUCAUCCAACCUCCAACACCACCUGCUACACACCAUCCUGAUCCUAUCUCUACGCAAACAACUCCGACAGAAUCAUCGGGUAGCAAUGACACGCCCGUCCCUAGUCCUCCUACGGUGAAUCCGCUCAAUUUCAUGGCCCGCUCUCCACCUCUAAUCUUACCAAUGCAGAAUAUAGAUUCUGCAUACACUCCCAGCGGUUCAUCCAGCGAGAAAACAUCGGACGAGAUCGUUUCGCCGACAACGCGCCGGCCGCGGAAAUUGACGAAGAGCCGGAACAACAGCGAGACGAAGAUCGUAUACACCAGUAGCGCCGAUAAGCCGAGGGCUGUCUUAACUAAGAAGAACCCGAAACCAUAUUCAAGCAGUUCGUCUCUUCUAGAAAGCGAUACGAGCCAUGACGAUUGAUGAUAAGGGUUAAAGUUGCUUUAUGAAUACGCAGGCAGGGCCGGUAGUUGAUCGGUAGAGGGCUUUUAGUCCCAAAUAGACGCAUUCUGGAGUUAUGGGCGUCUAAGUGAAACUCGAAGUACAUCGAGAUGGGUUGAUGGCAAUCCCAUCAUCUUCUAUAGAAACAUCAUGUCUACCUAAGUAGUCAACAUGAAUGCUUCU